Lactuca saligna is the source of this 480-nucleotide messenger RNA. The record is from the annotation of a GenBank genome assembly. Lineage: Eukaryota; Viridiplantae; Streptophyta; Magnoliopsida; Asterales; Asteraceae.
AUGACUUCCAAUGCCUUAUUCUUCAAAGCUGAUAAAGUGAUCAUGUCCACCCAAGAAAGAAUGGCUAAAUGGGUCAACGACGAUGGUUUCUUCUACAAACAUCUCAAACGCCCCCAUCUUGAUUCCACCAGCACAUCGGCUGAUCCGCUUCCGGAUCUUGCAGCUGAAGCGAAAGCACGCACCGAAAGAAAGAAGAAGGUGCUAUUAAAACUCAAAACCAAGUAUCAGCAAAAGAUCCACCAUUGGGAACAUUUGCCGAACACCUUGAAAGCAUUGCAAAACCGUAUGCAAAAUCAACCAUCGCCCAUGGUACUAUCAGAUCAGACGGUCUCCGUUUUGCCGGAAAAUUCGUCAAAUUCUCCUUUCCAGGAUCUUACCGACACACUAUUUGCUCAGGUAUUGGCCCACCCUUCAAUAAUUACCGUAUUUGGAUGUUGGAUUGUUGAUGUCGUUACUUGUAGAAUUCAAAACUACAACUGA